Messenger RNA from Durio zibethinus, 1400 nucleotides. RefSeq lists its product as uncharacterized. The record is from RefSeq and is a predicted model, not a curated record. NCBI's taxonomy places the organism in Eukaryota, Viridiplantae, Streptophyta, Magnoliopsida, Malvales, Malvaceae.
GAGGGAGAGAGAUGGGGAGAUUUUGGGCCAUUGGUGGUUGUAUGGGUGAAGCGUCAUUGGGGGUAUUCGAUUCUGAGGGAAGGUCGGCGUGAAUUCCCAGCCCCCUAAUCCUUUAUCAACACGGAAACAACAACUUUUAUAUAAACUGGAAAACUAACAAACGAAACAAAAAACAAUAAUAAUCGACUUUAGUUGCACACAGUAAACCUUUUUGUUUUUGUUGUUUUAAAAUCACAGCCGACCCCCCAAUAUCUCUCUUAACCAGAAACCCCAUCCCUUUCCUUACCUCUCUCCUUUUUCUCAUUUAAAUACCUUCAUAAACGCUCAAGCGCCCCUCGCCCUUCUUCUAACAGCAAAAAUUCCUCUCUUUUUGUCGAAAACUGCGAUACCCAGAACUUUUUUGUUCUUUUUGGAUUCAAAACUUUGAUCUUUUAGUGUUAUUGUGAAUGGUGGAAACAAUUCGGAGUUGUAGUAAUUUGAUGCUCUCCCUUUACAAAUCAAGGGCGAGCACUAUCCUCCCUGUUUCUGCACCCUCUUCUUUCGCCUUUGGCUCUUGCAAAGAAGGCUGGUACUACCGCUGCCUCGGCCUUGACCCGUGAACAAGCCCAGAAAUCUUUAUAGCCUCCGCCAAUAACCCAGAUUUCGUUCUUUUGUUAAAAUCCAAAAAACAAAAUAAACCCGUUGUUAUCUCGGUUUUUGGUGAAAUAUUCAUUUCUUUUUGUUGGUUUGAUUUUUUGGGAUUUUGAUAAAGUUGAAAGAAUGCUUCUUUACAAGCAGAAGAAACACCAGGGUCCCAAGGGCAACAGGCUCUUGAUUAGCAUCAACGUUUUGGGAAGUGCAGGGCCGAUCCGUUUUGUUGUUAACGAGGAACAGCAUGUUGCUGAUGUCAUUGAUACUGCUUUGAAAUCCUAUGCUCGUGAGGGUCGGCUCCCUGUUCUCGGAUCUGAUCUUAAUGAUUUCCUCCUUUAUUGCCCCAGUGCUGGAUCAGAUGCACUGAGUCCAUGGGAGACAAUUGGAUCACAAGGGGCUCGGAAUUUCAUGUUGUGCAAGAAGCCAAGGUCUGAGAAAAUGGAAGAUGACGGAAGGUCGAAUGAAGCAACUACUAGGAAGGGAACUGGGAAUUGGAAGGCAUGGAUUAAUAAAUCCCUCAAUCUCAAAAUUUCUUCCCAUUAAUUAAAUAAUUCUCAAUCCUUAAUGAUAUUUAUUUCUUGUGUUAAAUUUACUUUUGAAAUAAGGACUUAAAUUAGGCUAUCAUGGAUGGCCAUGGUAGAAUGUUGGUUAUGUUUUCACCCUAUUUCUCAUUCAAGUGAGAAAGACCUGGAAUGUUUUCCAGGAAUGAAUUGAAGCUGUUAUUCCGUCUUUUCGCUUUGCAAUAAAAAUGAACAUUGUUGGUGCCUUAA